AAUGUAUUGUUUUGGUUAUGUAUUGUUAAUAAGUUUAUUGGAAAAAAAAGAAAAUACGGAUGAUAAAGCUCCUGUUCUAGUUACUUUUUUCAAUUUCUACACGGUGAAGGGUACAUUAUUAUUAAUUUCUCAUUUUUAUUCAAUACGAGGGGGCGUGCUUACCGUUUCAUAGGUGUUUUCGUGGGUAAUGGUGAAUGGAACGCGAGCAUGAAGGAGUUAAAGCGUACAGAUUGAGUGCAGGAACAGUAUAAUAAAGGUAACUCUUACUGUGCUUCUCUCCACCGUGAGCGCGCACUCAUCAUCAUCUUCCCCUGUCAGGACUGGAUAAUCCCACCUCGUUGAACCAAACGCACACCUGUUCCUGCGUCCCGGGUGCGCGUGCCCGUGCUCCGGUUGUAGGAGGUCCGACAGUGCGCACACCCGCACGCAUGCGCACGAACGUCGUGAGUAGAGGGCGUGGUUAAGGAGCCGACUGCGGUUACGAGCAGCGAUACGUGCGGAACUGUCGGCUUCGCCGUGGGUCGCGAACGCUGCUGUGCGGUCCGCGCGUGCCGUAGCUCCGCGAAAGGCUCCGAGCGAGCGCGUACCGCUUUGCCGCGCAUGCGCGUCGCUCACCGUGGGCAGCGCCGACGGAUUUCGCGCAGGAGGAAACGGAGAGGAGCCGGACGGCGCGUGGACCUCGAACACACCUGUACCAGCUGGAAUGAGGAAGAACACAACCUGCGGAGCAAGGAAGGAGGAGGUCAUACUGCUGGACAGCAGACAGGGGGCACCACUGAGCCGUAGUCACACACCCCUUUCCUGUGGCUCUUUCUACUAGUUGGUCAGCACUACAGCAUGGCGUUACGUUGCACGUCAAGGUGAACAGGUGUAUCUCUUACCUGUGAGCCGUGGUCGGAGAGGAAGAGCUGCUGCCUUGUGUUGGAUUCCAACCCCUCCUCAUUGCCCCCCCUGAGUGACUGCUGCGAUGGUGGGGAACCACCAGAAGACCCCCCCCCCCCCUUGGGCUCCCACAUCACUUGCUCUACAGAAGAUGAAACGGAACCAUAGAAUAACACCCACACACACACACACACACACACACACACACACACACCAGGAUUUGACCACACUGGAAACGUGACCAGCGGUGCCCUACGUUCUGCGCAUUUUCCACGCUCAAGUCUUCAGCCCACACGUGGUGUGUGAGAAUGGCGUGUCAGUGACCGUGGGCGUGUGCGGUCCCACUCCCUCCCACUCACGCUCCGCCACGUGAUCUGACGCCUCGGCGCUCUUGCAUAACGCUUCGAUCACAUCAAAAUCUUCUCUCGCGUCGAGCCACAGCGAUCAGAGAGGGGAGACGCGCAGAGAGAGACCAGAGCGACUCUGUAACCGCACCGAACCCUGGGAGGAAAACCUGCUGCCUGUGCUCGUUGUAUCGGCAUUCACGCCCACAACUCAUCGUAAGGAGAACUGCGUCACGAACCCUUGAACUGUUCGGAUUACUUUGGGAUCUGCCUCUGUUCUGCGUGCAUCACCGUCUGACAAAGAGCUUCGGACACACACUCAGCUCGUGUGUCUCACACCACCGUGUUGCUCGUUCACAUCCCUCCAAUAGUUAUUCUCUCUUUCUCUCCGUUACGCCACCUGCUGCCUAUUAAACCAGAAAGCUUGGCCUCAGGACUCAAGUCUCUCUUUUUGUCUUUCAGCUGACGGUGGGCAGACGGUGCACGUCGACAGCCGGGAAUGCUGGGUAAUCUGCUGAGACUCACUUCCUCUCACCGUACCGUUGUCCCGCUGUGACCUCGCGCCACCCGACAAGCUCUCUAGUCCGGGCGCAGCCUGCGCGGGAUGAGCGCGGCACCCCCUUGUGCCGCGGAGCGCCUCCCAUGGAGGUGAGGCCGAGACAGGAGCUCUUUAGGAAGUACGUGCAGUGGGUGGAGCGGCGGCUGCAGGCACAGGAGGAGGAGCAGGACGAAGAUGGGGUUGGGGGGAGGCCUGGGGAGGAAGAGCUCCUGGCAGAAGCAGGGGCCCUGCUGGUGACCCCGCCCUCCGAACCAGCCCAGCGCUUUCGAUUGGUCCCGUUCUAUGAAGUGGCGGAGAACACCUUGCACAGCCCACGAGACUCCGGGCUGCGAGCGCUCGAGACGGCCUUCGCCACGCUGGAGACGGUCUGCGUCAACCUGCUGCUCUUCCCCUGGAAGAAGGAGUUCCGCUGCAUCAAGACCUUCACAGGCCCCUUUGUGUACCUGCUGAAGGCAGCGCUGUGCGACUCGGACUUGCGCACCCUGCUGCGUUCCAUGGGCUACACGCAGGACAAGGAUCUGCAGCUGCGCGCCGGAGCGCCCCCUGGUGGCACGCCCCACUUGCGUCAGCUGGCGUUCGAGCUUUUCCUGGCUCGCGCCGAGUGCCGUCUGAUCGCCGACGCAGUGCUGCGGGCAGGGGAGGGCGCCACCGAGAUCGGGGCGCUGGAGGCGAGGCGUGGAGCCCGGGACGAGCGCGACCGUGAGCGCGGGCGCACCUGUGUGCGACGCAGCGUCCGGUCGUCCCGUUCCGUGGACGUGGCAGACGGGGCGGGCAGCUGGCAGCCGGCGGUCAGGCCUGUGCUGAGGGCCACGCUGAGCCUGCGCAAAGACCCGUGCUGCCAGGAGCCUGAAGAGGGCCCCGCAGGUGACUGCCCCCGGGCUGCCAUGGCGCCGCUUUGCCCCGCCCGCUUCCUGGCACGGACUCCGCCCACGGAGCCCCCGGAGCCCCUCGCUUACCAGCUGGACGAGCUAGACCUGUACGCUGACCGAGCGAUGUUGCGCCAGCCCCCGACCCCACCGCCUCGCCCACCUGCACGCGACCUCUGGGGGCCCAGGGGCCAGGGGACCAAGUGCCAGGGCUGCGCUCGCUGGUAUCCGGGGUCAGUCGCGUGUUCGCAGAGUGCCAAGAAGCUGUGCCCCGCCUGCUGCGCAGAGGAUCCCCCCAGGCCCUGCCCCCGCCCCCUGGAUGCCCACCUCCUGGCCGCUGAGAAACUGUCCGUGUACCCCGGUGCCCCGGCCCGCCCCCAGUGGCUGCAGAAGCCCCCGACGGCACCCAAGCCGCACCUGAGCAAGCCAGCGAUGGUCCCAGGAGGCUCGCGGUGUGGUUUCUGUGACAAACCGGGCGCCUCGCACACCUGCCUGAUCUGCUCCAAGGUGUCGUGCACUCCAUGCAUGACCCUGUAUGCCCGGGACGUCUGCGGGCGCAAGAACGCGCACCACAGCUUUACCCCUAACCACCAGCUGAGCUACAAGUGCGGAGUCCUCUCGCACCUGGUGCACCGCUGAGUCCCGGGGAGCCCGCUCCAGCUGUAUGACCUCUGUGACCUCUGCCCCGGCGUCCUGCAGCACAUCAGAUUGCCUGGUGCUGCUGCUGCUCUCCUCACCCAAAGUGUAAGGAACGCGGGAAAAAGACGUUCUUGACAGAAGGGGGGAAUCGUGAUCGUUUCACUUGCUCUCCCAGUGACCGAGACAGAACAGCACAUUAUUUUUAUCAUGUUUGACACAUGCUGUACUUGUUGAGAGUCGAACACUCUUGCGCCGCGGGGUGUCUCUAGCUGGAGGCGUGGGAACGCGUCCUGAAGGUGUGGGACGGAGAAGCGCCAGGUGGAACGGGGGACGCUGUUAGCGUGUGGCGUCAACUUCGUGCCCCACUUUAAAAAGAAGGACUUUGAUUUGUCAUAUCACUGUAAAUUUGGUGGUGGUGCAGCCAGUCUGUUUUUUCAGUACAGUUACUGAGCUCUCGUGUACAAAGCUUUAUUUGUUGUUACAAUAAUAAUAUUUUUUUAACUUUUUCUUUUUUGGACGAAAGGAGACUAUUCACAGGUGAGACCCCGGGGAGGGGCUCCAGGUGGACAGUAUAAAUACACCGUCUGUCUGUGCGCUCAUGGGAACUGGUUCGGACCGCUACAGGGUAACGGCUCAUUGAUGGGUUGUGGGUUUGCAGCCCAAAGUGUUGAGAGGCCGCCUCCGCUGCUCGGGUUCUCUUUAAGGUCGAGCGCCACAGUGAGCUCGCCGUGUUGGACUUGGCCUGGUGCCGUUCUGCUUUGAGUGACGAGUCCCUUCUGAUAUUAAAACAUUCUCAAUUUAAAAAAGAGUGUCGACCCAAUGCCCUCCCGGCGCAGAGCUGAGGGCCGGGCUCCCGCCGGACCUGCGUGGGCUUUGGCCGAAAAUGGAUAUUUCUGACGCCACUUUUGUCUUUUGCUUUCUUGGCUGUGUGCAAGUGGUUUCACACGCCGUGGGCUGGCGGAGCGAGAGCGAGGAGCUCAGUGGAACCCAGACCGUGUUUAUUCUGAAAAGUAAAAUUCGACUAGUCGUGCUGUGGAGCUGCUGCCUUCCGCUUGAAUUACCUGGCUUUGAACCCACCUCAUGCUGUAGUUCCCUUGAGCAAGGUACUGACCCUGGACUGACACAGUAAAAUUUUCCCAACUGGAUAAAUGAGCGUAUUUAGCUUUACACUGUAAGUGGCUCUGGAGGGAAGUGUCACAUGAAUGAAUUUUAAAAAGAUUUUAUACAAUGUAGCAGCUCCCGUCAACAUCUCGUUUGCUAAUGAAGUCUUUUCUUUAACUGUUAUGACUGGAAACAUCAGAGCGGCGCCAAGAGCGGUUGUAGCACUGGAGCUCUUACGGAGCAGUCAUGGGUUCGAAUCCCAAGCACGGCGCACGGCUGGCUGGGGGGGCAGUACUGUAAAUGGCCGGAAAAGUUGGGAAAAGGAUAAGAGCAGCAGUACGCUUUCUCCCCGGAGACUCGGAGCAGACCCGCUCACCCUGAGUGGGAGUGCGUGGGUUUGUUCAGAAGGUCUUCGUACCGCCGCACGACGGGCCGCGAACCAGGUUUGUGCUUCAUGCACGUAAGCGAAUAAAACGGGGCCGUAAAGUGGCCGCGUGCCAACCGGUCAGGUCAGCAUCUGGUCGACGGGUCUCGUUCAUCCCACAGACACGAGGAAUGUUCCUCAUCUUGUACUGAUCUCCCACACUGACCACCAGAAACAACCUGUAAACACUGUGGAAGUGAGUUGAAUGAAGGCGGUUUCACCGUGCCAUCCUCUUUGGGUGCUCUUCACUGCCAUCUACAGGUUUGGCGGGGGGUUUGGAGUCUUUGUUAUGAAGGAAAAAAUGAAAAAAACUAAUAAAACCCAACGUUUCUUCAAAAAUGAGUAACUGACAGUUUGUAGGAUGGGGAGCCAGUGUAGUUUUACACCGUUUGCCCCAGAGGGAAUCGCCAGCUCUCUCACUGUGGCUGUUCACUUCCUGCCGUUAUUCGCGUGAUGGAAAAGGCGUUUUGGUCUUUGUGUCCGUGGCUCCAGCUUCGCACUUCCUGCCUUUAUCUCGCUGCCGAGACCCGUGUUCGGCCCCCGGCGCCGUGCGAUUUGCUCCAAACCCCACCCCUUCGCACCACUUCAUUGUAUUGGAAGGCAAGUGCUGUCUUGAAUGGGGGAAAAUACCCAGGUGAAGU
Molecule: messenger RNA, 5456 nt
Organism: Scleropages formosus (Asian bonytongue)
Lineage: Eukaryota; Metazoa; Chordata; Actinopteri; Osteoglossiformes; Osteoglossidae
Product: spermatogenesis-associated protein 2-like
Exons: 3
Coding region: 1869-3290 (473 amino acids)
Biological process (GO): regulation of necroptotic process; regulation of tumor necrosis factor-mediated signaling pathway; protein K63-linked deubiquitination
Cellular component (GO): cytoplasm
Source: RefSeq, a predicted model, not a curated record